AUGGGCAUUGCAGAGACUUUAGAGAUGCCAAACCCAAGAGCUUUGAAUCUGGAAGUAUUGCUUGGAGAUGACGUGGCUACCUAUGGCACCAUCGAUAAGGCUCUUACCCUGUCUGUUGGAGAGAUUACAGCCCCUGAUGAGGAGCCUACGAUGCGUGGCUUGAGCUGGCGAACGUUGUGGGCGUAUGCUGGUCCAGGGUGGCUCAUGAGCAUCGCAUAUGUUGAUCCUGGCAACCUAGAGAGUGACCUACAGGCUGGAGCUUACGCUGGAUACCAGCUCAUUUGGGUUCUAUUUGGAGCAACGGCAAUGGGAUAUUUCUUGCAAGUAUUAGCUGCACGAUUGGGUGUUGUUACUGGAAAAAAUCUGGCUGAAAUGUGCACGGCAGUAUAUCCGCGAUGGGUGUCACUAACGUUGUGGAUCAUGACGGAGAUUGCAAUUGUUGGGAGUGACAUACAAGAAGUGUUAGGAUCAUCCAUUGCAUUUCAGGUGCUUUUCGGACUUCCAUUGUGGAUCGGAUGUUUGAUCACGGGUUUCGACACACUUACUUUCUUGUUGCUUCACCGCUACGGUAUUCGAAAGCUUGAAGCAUUCUUUGUUACAUUGAUCGUGGUCAUGCUAGUCUGCUUUUGCGCCAACUUGGUCCGUGGAGACGUGGCAUCAUCAGAUGUAAUGAGCGGCUUCGUGCCGCGAGUUGAUCGCUACGCGGUGACGCAAGCAGUGGGCAUUCUUGGAGCUGUGAUCAUGCCACACAAUAUAUUCUUGCACUCAGCGCUCGUGCAGACUAGACAAGUCAAUCGACACGAUGGACGCAAGGUGCGCGAGGCGAACAAGUACUUUGCAAUCGAGUCUUGUCUGGCUCUGUUCGUGUCAUUCUUGAUCAACUUGGCAGUGCUAGCAGUUUUUGCAAAAGGUUUUUUCUCGUCACAUUGUACAACAUCGUAUGAUACACACGGAGUCAACACAGCUUGUGUUCCAGGAGCUAUUGCAAAUGGCGACACAUAUGGCCAUUGUCAGCUUGCUAACGGUGGUGAAGGUAUGUGCCAGGAAAUAGGCUUAUCUCAGGCUGGUGUGGCACUCAGUGGCAUGCUGGGAGAAUAUGCCGAUGUCGUUUGGGCAAUUGGUCUAUUGGCUGCAGGACAGAGCUCCACCAUGACAGGAACUUAUGCGGGUCAAUUUGUCAUGGAAGGAUUUCUCCAACUUCACCUUGUGCCAUGGAAACGUGUAGCGCUAACACGAUGUGUAUCACUCGUUCCUGCAAUGACUGUGGCAAUUCUAAGUCAAGAAAACCCUGCAGAUAGUGACCAUAUGGACGAGUUGCUCAACGUGCUGCAGUCCAUCCAACUACCAUUUGCGCUACUUCCUGUGCUAAUCUUCACGAGCUCAACGUCUAUCAUGGGAAAUUUUGCAAACAAUAGAGCAACGCUUUUGGUGUUGUCAGACUCAUCGCACUGGGAGGCACGUGUUGUUUAUACUUUAGCUUCCUGGGAUAUUUAG
This is a messenger RNA of Peronospora belbahrii, 1494 nucleotides long. NCBI's taxonomy places the organism in Eukaryota, Oomycota, Peronosporomycetes, Peronosporales, Peronosporaceae. The record is from the annotation of a GenBank genome assembly.